AUGCAAUAUGCCGCAUCGAAAAAUCAAAAGAAGACGAUCUCUGCCCUAGUGGCCGGCGCCAUAGCCGGAGCAACAGCAAAAACCCUGGUUGCACCGCUGGAACGGUCUAAGAUCUAUUUUCAAGUUUCCACCCACGAAAAAUACUCGCUACGUGCUGUGCUUCAAUAUAUCGGAACUACUUAUCAAGACCAUGGAUUCAGGACGCUUUUUAAGGGUCAUUCUGCUCAACUGCUACGUGUCAUCCCAUUUUCUGCCAUACAAUUCGCUUCGCAUGAGAAAUAUUCCCAAUGGUUAAAGGUCGACGUGGAGGAACACACUCCUUGGCGUCGCCUACUCUCCGGCGCGCUUACCGGUCUAACGGCGUCAUUUUGUACAUAUCCGCUUGAUAGUGCUAGAGCUAUCUUGGCCGUAUCCGACCCUCUGCACAAGCAUACGCUGGCUUGGGUCUUCGCGGAUGCAUACCGAAAUGGGCAUUUGUUGAGGUUGUAUAGAGGCGUUCUCCCCACCCUCCUCGGCAUGGCCCCAUACGGCGGAAUUGCGUUUUUCACCUUCGACUCGUUAACCUUAUUCCACAAAGAACACACUGGCCGUCAGAUGAACAACCUCGAGAAUUUCGCCGGAGGUGCUGUGGCGGGUGUGACAAGCCAAGCCAUCACGUAUCCGCUUGACAUCGUUCGGCGAAGGAUGCAAACGAGUAGAUUACCACACCAUUGUGGAGUUACCGAAGCUUUGCAGCUAAUCUUGAGGAAGGAGGGAUUUGUUAAUGGAUGGUAUAAGGGCUUCUCGAUGAACCUGUUCAAAUCCCCCCUAACCAGCGGCAUCUCCUUCAUGACCUACCAAACGCUGCUGGCCAAUUUUGUACGUAGAAGCGAG
This is a messenger RNA of Mesorhabditis spiculigera, 873 nucleotides long. NCBI's taxonomy places the organism in Eukaryota, Metazoa, Nematoda, Chromadorea, Rhabditida, Rhabditidae. The record is from the annotation of a GenBank genome assembly.